Closterium sp. Naga37s-1 is the source of this 858-nucleotide messenger RNA. Lineage: Eukaryota; Viridiplantae; Streptophyta; Zygnematophyceae; Desmidiales; Closteriaceae. The record is from the annotation of a GenBank genome assembly.
AUGUCCCUCGCGCCGUCCUCGUUACCCGCGUCGACCACCGCGUCCCCUUGUGGCAAGGGCGUGCGUGCGCUUGCGCGUCGCACGAGCGAGUACGGCCCGACUCGAAACAGCUCCGAACGUAGCGAUGGCCCUCAAGAGAACUGCGGCCAAGCCGAGCUGAAACCUAUGGACGCCGCAUCGGCAAUCGGCGACUUCUCGCGCGGAUCCAGCUACACUGGCCUCGUCAAGUCCUCAUCCGGGGGUCCAUUUCUCACGCCUCUUUUCCCAUCGUACGCCUCGUCUGCCACCUCCGUCGCAGCUGCGGUUAGUACUACCUCCGUCGCGCUCUUUCCUUCGGACAGCGAUCUUUCCGUUUCGCAUGCUGUCUUCAAUCCCGCGUCAGCGAGGGACGUAGCGGAACCGGCCGCGGCGGUAACGGCGGCGCGACGCGUCAGUGUGGGAGGCGUAGCGCAGUUCCCGUGCUAUCAGUCGCCACGGGACGUGUUCGCGGAAAUUUCAACCUCCCCAACUGACGAAGCGGCGAUGGCAACAGGCAGCUGUUUCGGCCGAGCAGCAGCGGAGGGAACCACGGGCAGUGGGCGCAGGCGGUUCUCCGAGGCUUCGAGUCGUGAGGAAGCGAUUCGCGCGGGAAUUGAAAUGGGCAUGGUCAUGGGCGUAGGCGUGGAGAUUGGGCAGCGGUGCCGCGAGACUAUGGGCAAGGGCGGUGAGGAAGCAGGAGCUGAUGUUCCUGCAGUGAGCUGCGCGGAUUGGUCAGAGCUGAGCCAUCUGUGCGGCAAGAUGGACGCAGCGGGGAUUCGCAUCGAGCAAAUCGACCUCACCACGCUCGGCGACACCGUUGACGACAUCGCCAUCCAUUGA